Andrographis paniculata is the source of this 3076-nucleotide messenger RNA. RefSeq names its product protein FAR1-RELATED SEQUENCE 7-like. The transcript has 4 exons. The record is from RefSeq and is a predicted model, not a curated record. Gene Ontology annotation, molecular function: zinc ion binding. Bases 454 to 2766 code for a protein of 770 amino acids. Gene Ontology annotation, biological process: regulation of DNA-templated transcription. NCBI's taxonomy places the organism in Eukaryota, Viridiplantae, Streptophyta, Magnoliopsida, Lamiales, Acanthaceae.
CGUCGCCACGGCUUCAUUAUUGCAGUGGGAAUUUCACCUCAGCUUCCAACCCCUCCUCCCUCAGUUUACGCCACUGUAAACAACUGAUUCAUUACGUGAAUUUCUCGCCGGGGUAUUUUUGAAUUGCGGGCGGGAUUUUGUGGUCGGAUCGAUUCGUUUUCCGACGGUGUAUUUUGGGAGUUUUUUGGUUGCGAUUGGGGGGCUGAUUUUUGUGGUUUUGUUGUUCGGGAAUCAAUCGGCUUGGCUAUCCAAUGCGAGUUGGUUCUGGUUGAAUUUCUCAAAUUGCAGAGGGAGUUGGAGUGUUGGAACGCCUGAUUUUGGAGAUUUUCGCUCAGUUCAACGGAUAUGCGAAGGUUUCAAGAAGUGGGGCUAAGUACAUGAAGGAUGCGAAGCAUUUCAACUUUAGACAGUCUCUGAUUUCUGACGUUAUAUUUGCAGCUAUCAGAUACAAAAAUGAAUAGGGAAGAGUUGGGGCAUCUCAUGACUGUCAGGGCAAAACCUGCAGGUCUAGUUGUUACGAGAAGCAAUGGUCAUUGGGAUGAUGGGCAAUCUAAAAUGGAGCCGCACGUUGGUUUAGAGUUCGACUCUGCUGAAGAAGCGCAGGAGUUUUACAGCACUUAUGCAACGCAAGUGGGGUUCAAAAUUCGAAUUGGGCAGCUGUAUAGAUCCAGAGUUGACGGUUCUGUAAUUUCCCGGCGAUUUGUCUGUUCAAAAGAAGGGUUUCAGACGAAUUCAAGAACUGGCUGUCCAGCUUUCAUAAGAGUACAGAAAUCCGAGUCUGGGAAAUGGGUUUUAGCCAAUAUUAAAAAGGAACACAAUCACGAGUUUGAAUCCUCUGGAGAGAUUUGCCCACCUAGGGUACAGAGGAAAAGUUUUCCAACACCGAAACCAUCAUCGGGUGGGGCUAGUCGGACAGGAAUCAGAUCACACGAAGAUGAUAGCUUGGCUGGUGUUGUUGAUAUGAAACGCCUCAAAAAGGAAGAAAUGGAUGGAGUAGUUGGACCCGUAGGCGAACCUUAUAAAGGACUUGAGUUUAGUUCUGCCAAUGACGCAUACAAGUUUUACUACACGUACGCAGCCAGUACAGGGUUCAGAAUCAGGAUAGGGCAGUUGUUUCGUUCUAAACACGAUGGAUCAAUUACAUCUCGAAGAUUUGUGUGCUCCAAGGAAGGUCAUCAGCACCCUUCAAGGGUCGGCUGUGGAGCAUAUAUGAGAAUACAAAGACAAGAAUCAGGGAGAUGGGUGAUUGAUCGUCUUCAAAAGGAGCAUAAUCAUGAGUUUGAAGCAUCAAUCGAUCCUUGCAGAACUGUUCCUGAUUUGUCAAAAGUUUAUAGAGAGGAAGGGAGCAGUGUGCUGGAAAAUCUGGAUUUGGUCGAAACCAAUGGCGGCCUCAGCCUGGUCAAGCGAGUCCGUGAAAGUAAUAUUGGCGGUGAUUGGUACAACCUGCUGCUCGAGUACUUCCAAUCUAGGCAAGCUGAAGAUACAGGAUUCUUUUAUGGAGUGGAAAUGCGCGAUGGAAAAGGAAUGAACAUGUUUUGGGCCGACGCACGGUCGCGGUUUUCAUGCACUCAGUUUGGAGAUACCGUUGUAUUUGAUACAGCCUACAGGAGAGGCAGUUAUACCGUUCCGUUCGCUUCGUUUGUUGGGGUUAACCAUCACCGACAACCCGUACUUCUUGGUUGCGCUUUGGUGGCUGACGAAUCUGAAGAGUCGUUCACUUGGAUAUUUCAAACUUGGCUGCGGGCAAUGUCCGGGCACCACCCUGUGUCCAUAAUAGCUGAUCAAGACCAGGCCAUUCAGCAGUCGAUUGCUCAUGUUUUUCCGGGGUCGCACCAUCGCUUCUCCCCUUGGCAAAUUCUUGCAAAAGAACAGGAGAACUUGGGGGCGUUAUUCUCCAUGGAUGCGGAAUUCAAAUAUGAGUACGAGACUUGCAUUUUCCAGUGUCAGACGGCCAGCGAAUUCGAUUCAGCGUGGAAUAUGAUUAUGAACAAAUACAACCUGAGAGAGAAUGCGUGGUUUAAGGAGAUGCACAGAAUGCGCAAAAGUUGGGUUCCUUUGCACAUUAAAGGAACCUUCUUUGCCGGCAUUCCUGUCGAUGGAAGCUUGAAGUCGUAUUUCAAUCCGAUUUUAACUCCCCAAACGCCUCUCAAUGAAUUUAUCGUGCGAUACGAGAAAGCUCUGGAACAGCGCCGCGAAGAGGAGAGGAAGGAAGACUUCAACACGUACAACAUGCAGGCAGCUCUGCACACGAAGGAUCCGAUCGAAGAACAGUGCAGAAGGCUUUACACAAUAACAAUGUUCAAAGUUUUUCAGAAGGAGCUGUUGGAAUGCUACAGUUAUGUCGGGAUAAAGUUGAACGGAGAAGGAGCCAUUAGUAGGUACCUGGUGCAGAAAUGCGGAAACGGCGACGAGAGGAACACCAUAGCCUUUAACGCCUCGAAUCUGAACAUCAGCUGUAGCUGCAAAAUGUUCGAGUUCGAAGGCGUUCUCUGCAGGCAUGCCUUGAAAGUGUUCCAAAUAAUGAACAUACAGGAGCUCCCGUCUCGCUACAUCUUGCAUCGCUGGACCAGAAACGCCAAAUACGGCAUACUCAGAGACACGGAUUCCGCAGGCGGCGCCGGCCAAGACUUUAAGGCCUUAAUGAUGUGGAGUUUGAGAGAAGAAGCGCGGAAUUACAUCGAAGCUGGCGCAGCAUCUUUCGAAAGGUACAAGCUCGCCUUUGAGAUUAUGCAGGAGGGCAGAAGGAAUCUCUGCUGGCAAAACUAGUACCCGACCUAAAAAAUUGCACGAAGAGUGUACGUAACCGUUGCAUGAGGAAUCUCUGCUGGCAAAACUAGAAAGCGACCUCGAAAACUCACCAGGAGGUAAAUUUUCCUUUCGAAUUGUUAUCCUGAUUUUAAAUAUCUUUGCAUUGACUUUAUUUUGCUGGUUUUGGCCGUGUAAUUAAAUAGUGUACGUUAACCGUUGCCUGAGUCUUGCCCCUGAAUUGUAGUUGAUGUGGUAACUUUUUCAUUCGACUGUCUGUUUAAUAUGUCAAUCAAGCUGCCCCGCCUCUGAAAAUUUGUUAGUUUGCUAA